This is a messenger RNA of Hypomesus transpacificus, 3371 nucleotides long. RefSeq names its product potassium inwardly rectifying channel subfamily J member 5 (gene kcnj5). Gene Ontology annotation, molecular function: G-protein activated inward rectifier potassium channel activity. Gene Ontology annotation, cellular component: plasma membrane. Lineage: Eukaryota; Metazoa; Chordata; Actinopteri; Osmeriformes; Osmeridae. Gene Ontology annotation, biological process: regulation of monoatomic ion transmembrane transport; potassium ion import across plasma membrane. The record is from RefSeq and is a predicted model, not a curated record.
CAGAAGAGACUCUCUCUAUUCCUCUCUCUCUCGCAUUCGCACGCACGCACGUGCCACUCUCGCCCAGGAGUAGGGAGCAGUUAGGAGGAGAGAAGCGCUGGGCGGCAGGAAGGCUGCUUGCUUUCGAACCGAGCCGGCAAACAGACUGUGGAGACCCGAUCGACGUGCCCGUUGUGAGAUGCCUGGACGGGAGGCUGAUUGCUCCUCCUCUGGCGACCUGAAGGUGUUGAGCUCUAGCUGAGGAUGGCAGGAGAAUCCCGAGUCCACAUGGACCACGACAUGGAGAUAGGAGUCACACCUGGGCAGGUGAAGAAGCUCCCCAAGCACCUUCGCGAGGCGCAGAUCUCCACCGAGCGCACCCACCUGAUCUCCGACCCCGUCAAGAAGCCACGGCAGCGCUACGUCCAGAAGGACGGCAAGUGCAACGUGCACCACGGCAACGUGCAGGAGACCUACCGCUACCUGAGCGACUUGUUCACCACGCUGGUGGACCUCCGCUGGCGUCUCAGCCUGUUCAUCUUCACCCUGGUCUACGUGGUCAAUUGGCUGUUCUUCGGCCUGCUCUGGUGGCUCAUAGCCCUCAUCCGAGGGGACCUGUUCCACGCCGACGAGGAGGGGUGGACGCCCUGCGUGGAGAACCUUAACAGCUUUGUGUCGGCGUUCCUCUUCUCCAUCGAGACGGAGACCACCAUCGGCUACGGCUACCGCGUCAUCACGGAAAAGUGUCCCGAGGGCAUCAUCCUGCUCCUCAUCCAGGCCAUCCUGGGCUCCAUCGUCAACGCCAUGAUGGUGGGCUGCAUGUUCGUCAAGAUCUCGCAGCCCAAGAACCGUGCCGAGACGCUCAUGUUCUCCCACAAGGCGGUGAUCUCGGUGCGGGACAGCAAGAUGUGCCUGAUGUUCCGCGUGGGGGACCUGAGGAACUCGCACAUCGUGGAGGCGUCAAUCCGCGCCAAGCUGAUUCGCUCGCAGCAGACCAAGGAGGGCGAGUUCAUCCCGCUCAACCAGACAGACAUCAACAUCGGCUUCGACACCGGCGACGACCGGCUCUUCCUGGUGUCGCCGCUCAUCAUCUCCCACGAGAUCAACGAGAAGAGCCCCUUCUGGGAGAUGUCGCAGGCGCAAAUCGAGAAGGAGGAGUUUGAGAUCGUGGUCAUCCUGGAGGGGAUGGUUGAAGCUACAGGCAUGACGUGCCAGGCGCGGAGCUCCUACCUGGACACGGAGGUCUUGUGGGGUUACCGCUUCACCCCUGUCCUCUCCCUGGAGAAGGGGUUCUACGAGGUGGACUACAACAACUUCCACGACAUCUAUGAGACCAACACGCCCUCGUGCAGCGCCAAGGAUAUGGCUGCCAAGCUGAAGGAAGGUCCGCUGCUGCCCCAGCUGUCGCUGCUGACGCCUGAGCCCAAGGCCUACCCCACCACAGACCCCCUCGUGGGCCCAGGGCCCCUCUCCAGAGAGGAAGAGAAGGAGGGCGGCGUGGGGGGGGGACGGGUGGAGAGGGGGGAAACAAACGGCUCCGCCGCCGCUCUGGAGAACCAGCCGUGACGCGGACGUCCCCUGGACCGACCCCCAAUCCCACCCCGCGUCCCACCUCCCUUUCCACCAUCGUUGACCCAGAUGAAAAACUGAACUGGGCUGAACUGAACUGGACCAAGCAGAAGACGCUUCGUUUUAAUCAGCGGCCAGCUUCUUCCAUUGCGUUGCUCGGAGAUCAAAGACACCCUCCUCCCCUUCUUCAUGCAAUACUAUACCACCUUAGUGUCAAUCUAUAUGUAUAGGUUGGUUUUGUAGACACAAGUACACAUACUAAUAUGUACCCACAUGCUCUAAAUCGGUCCGAUUGUCUUUUUAUAGUUGACCGUAUACUUACAGUAUCUGCCAUAUAAUAGAUAAAGUGAUAUUAUACUGUAACUCAUUUUGAAACAAUUAGCCACAAGAGAAUAAUCAAGGCUUCCAUGAAUGAGUAGCCUCAUUUUAGAGUGCGUUGAUUCCGCUCAUUUGGACCUGUUUUGAUUCCAUCGCUAAUAAGCCACCCUCGUUCUUUCUUUCACACAUGAAAAUGGAUGAGAGUUAGUACCAAUCUCCAUCAGCAUUCUCUGCUGCUCCAGGGCAUGAAACAGGAAUUGAGGGAAUAUUUAGGGCGUGCUUUUGCCCCCAUUUCCCUGUAGACAGGAAGGGACUUCAGAGAACCCGAGACACAGUAGACCUUACCCUGUCAAGCUCAUUUGCGAAAUCAUGGUCACAAUUAUACUGUCACUGAUAAUUGAUGGUUUUGCGUGACAAAUCUCCAAGAACUGGGUCUCCACUAUUUGACCGCUGUUUGUUUGUUUGCUUUUUAUUUUUUUGAAACAGAGGAGACAGACAGUAGCUCGUUUGACUAUUUAUGGUGCAUAAUAAGCACAAGCUCUGCUAGAGUGUUGACUCCAACACAGCUUCCCACUCCUACUGGUUAAUGCAUAUUUGAGAACAUCGUGCUUAGAUAAGUAAAGACAAUGACAGGUAUCGAUGAUGUUCACUUUAAAGAGGUGAAUUCCUCCUUCCUGCCCACUGUGAUAUUUAUCUUAUUCCUCCUGUUCCUCGUAUUUCACCUUCGCUUGGUAUUCUUUUUUGUCUAAAGUCAUGUGAUUUAAACAAUGAAAUCUUUAUAUUUCUUGGCACAGCAGUCACCCUUGCUGCUAUUUAGCCCCUGCUUGCAAGACUGUAUGAUCCAUGUCACUACUGUUUAGACAUUCCACACACCUGUCCUGUGACGCAUUGAACAGUUAUUUUGAGGAUGAGUAAGUGUGUGAGGGAGUGUGUGUGUUUGUGUGUGUGUGUGUGUGUGUGUAAAGAGGGGGGGUGAGUUUGUGUGUGUCUUCGUGUGUGCGUGUGUCUUUGUGUGUGCAUGUGUGUCUUUGCGUGUGCGUGUGUGUGUGUGCAUUAGUGUGUGUGUGUGUGUGUGUCAAAGCUUGCAUGUUAAAUAACCCUCCCCCCACCCAUGCUUAAGCAUUACUAAAUAACAGGGUAUUUUUUAGGCAUGCAAACUGCAAUGGGAGAUUUUUACAAAUAUACAGUACUGUAAAAAACAAGAUAGCUAAAAUAACUAAUCUCAUUCACUGAGACAUAAAUUUAACAUUCAAUCAAUCCUUGUACACUUUUACUGAACGCCCAUUUUAUCACCUUUAUUUAUGAAUGUUUUUUAAUUUAUCUGUGACAUUGUAGCAUCAUUAUCUUAUUCUAAAACAUUUUGUUAUUUGAGGAACAGCCUCUCUCUCACCUGGCAUCACAUCUAUUUUCUGUGUUCUCAUGGGAAUAAACCUAACAUGGCCAAAACAACAAUGUUUCUGCUAGAUAACUGUGUAUGGCUGUGUGCACGUGUUUCUCUGGAAAGG